Messenger RNA from Effrenium voratum, 2079 nucleotides. NCBI's taxonomy places the organism in Eukaryota, Dinophyceae, Suessiales, Symbiodiniaceae. The record is from the annotation of a GenBank genome assembly.
AUGGCUGCCGCGGCACAGGCCCUGACAGUUCUUCCGCUGGACGGGCUCUGCGAAACUUGCAAGCCCGUGGCGGGCUUCGCCACCAGUGCCCGGCUGGCCGAUUGCAAUGGGUUCGAGACUGAUUGCAUCAGAAGGCUCAACUCCACGUCUGCGGAUGACAUCGUGCCCGUUGAUGAAAUCAUGGCCCUCGCGCAGGAAGUCGGCCGAGAGCGCCUACACGACGCGGCGCUCCGCGGCCAGAAGUGGAUGGACCGAUUCGCCAAAGCUCAUUGCGACACCUGGGAGGCGACGGCCUUCGGAGGCUUGCGGGAGCGCUUGAAGGAACUCAAGGCUUCUGGGCAGGUGCUGCUGGUUCACUCUGACCAACUGGAGGACGGCAUAGGUGCUCGCUUCAAGAAGGCGCUGGAGCUGGUGGCGGCUGCGCUGUUGCUGGGUUUCGAUGGGGCGGCCUUGGCGAUGCCAGCGGCCGGCGGCCUGCUGCACCCAAGCUCUUCUUGGCAGCACGGCCCCGUGUGGUGCCACGAGAGCCCCGCAGAUGGACCCGAGCGCCAGGACCCUUUCGCACCUCAGUAUCCUCUGCGAUGUUGGCGCUUCGACUUCCAGAGGGACUUUCUAGCCCAGACUGAGGAGCCAGAAGGCCGCAUUCUGCUGUGGGGAUCCGAGGGAAGCCCAGAGUUGUCCGGCUCAUCAUCCAGCCCCAGAUUUGCUUGCCUGCACCUCACAGGCGAGCUGGAGGGACCUCCUUGGCAAUUUCUGCAGAAGAUGCAGAAGGAGGUGCCGAGUGUGAAGCAGGACCUGCAGCGGCUGUUUCGCUCUGCCCGAAAUUUCGCGGCGGUGGGCCAGGUGAUCCCGACGCGCCGAGAGGCCAGCUGUGGCUAUGGCAACUCCUACAGGCACGUUUCGAUGCAUGUUCGUCGUGGCGAUGUGGGCGAUGCCUCUGGCUAUGCGCUGACGCAGCAACUGGGCGCCGCUGGCUUUACAAGGUGGCUUUGCGCGCUGGCAAAUGCAAUCACCGUGCCAGGUGAGAAGCUUGGGCUCCAUGUCUUCACCGAAGCCGGGCGAAGCCGGGGCAGCUUGCGGCGCGCAGGUCUGCCGGGCUUCGUGCUGGAUCCAACAGAGGAAGAUGAUUUGACAAUGUUCCACACCUUGGCGCGCCUGGAGGCACUUUGGCAUGUGCUGCAUGUUGCGCCGAGCUGCGAGCGGGUCAUGCCAGAGGUCCACAUCAUCGUGAACAACAAUCCCCGGGAGGCGCUGCUUUGCAUGGCCCGGGCUGCUGCCCUGGUGAAGCAAGUGGGUGUCUGGGGCUCCCUGACGGGCAGAUGGAGCGGUCAGCAAAGCUGGGCCUUCCCCCGGCCGACAGAGGCCGAGUGCAUUUGGCAUGUGGCGUGGGUGUGCGGUGUGCCAUUGAGGCCUUCCAAGCCAUUCUUGACGCUUGAGCCGGAGCAGUGCGAGCCGGAAAAGCGAGAGGUCCGCAGCGCCGACAAGAUGGAUGGCUCCACUGCCGCAGGGGACGACUCCGUGGCCAGUGAGAGGUCCUCAGAGACCGGGUCGGAGUUGAAGGAGCUCCACUUGCGGAAGACCCUGUCCAGCUCCGCCAAGGGUGCUCUGGGCGUCAAGCGCGAGACCUCCCCCCAGAGGUCCGCGUCCAUGGCAUCCUCCCCCCGCAUCCCGAGCCUUACUGCAGCGCUGGGCCAUGCGGCCUCCCGCACCUUGCUGCGCCAGGCCUCCGGGCCUUUGACCAGCCCCCUGUACGCCUACCGCGCGGAGUCACCGGUGGCCCGGGCACCACCAGCCUCGCCGCCUGUGCCGCGGAUGGCUCCGCCCUCCCCGCCUGUGCCACGGAUGUGGUACCCCACCAUGAUGACCCAACAGGUGCAACCGGUGCAGCAUUUGCUGCAGCCAGCUCAGAUGGUCCAACCGCCACAGCAGCGGCCACUGCCACAGCCCUUGCACCUCCAGCUGUGCAGUAUCGCGUUGUUCACAAAGCUGCAGGCUCAGAGCAAGGUCGUCCCUCCGAUCGUCAAGCAGGAUACCAGCGAAGCAGCCCUGGAUCAAGCCGCGGCCCAAGUAGUCUGGUAG